UCGUCGCAACAAUGCACGCAAGAGGUCGUGGACCCGCGGAGAAUGGGCAGAAACAACUCGGGCUUGUCCGGGGAGGAUGUCGCGGACGUGAUGUGCAUAUUGCACCCUUCAUCGACUGCAGCUAUCAAGCUUGUGGCAGAGACCGCACGUCGAGCACCUCAGCACAUCCUUCAAAACGCCAGCCUGCCCAAAUACGACUCGGAUCUCUCCCUGAGCAUGUGUCUGGAUUUGGCUCUCCGAUUCUCUUCCAGGACGAUUCAGCCACAGCACGGGUUCGUCUUUGGACGCAGCAUGGAGCAUUGUGACAUCGCCGUCAAUGGCGAAACUCACAAACGUGUCAGCAACAUUCACUUCUCAAUCUACAUGAACGAAGCAGGGGUCCUCAUGCUAAAGGACAUGUCCACCAACGGUACGAUGGUCGAUGACACCUUGUUGAAAGGCAGGAGCCAGAAACACGAGAAGCGGCGAAUGCUUAAUCAAAGCUCCAUCAUUGCGCUGUUGACUUACAACGAGGAGGAGAGCCUGAAAUUCAUCGUGCGUUUCCCUUCUCGCGAUGGGUUCUUCCCACAGUACGAGGCCAGAUUUCGGGAAUACAUGGCCAGACAACUCGAUGCCGAACGCAGAUUCCGAAAUGGCAAGGGCAACGCCUUUGCACCAUUCACCGACGCACAUCAGAGUCAUUCUGUCAAGGCUCCGAUGAUACAAAACCAGUACGGAAUGCACUGGAGUGGCGGCGCCAAAUACAACGUGGUGGGAAUGAUCGGCAAGGGUGCAUUUGCAAGUGUCUAUCAGAUUGCGACCAAGAAUGACGGGCAAUUGUUUGCCGCCAAAGAGCUGGAGAAGCGCAAGUUUAUCAAGAACGGGAUUCUGGACCGGAAGCUGGAGAACGAGAUGCUCAUCAUGCAGUCGAUCGAUCACCCUAGCAUUGUCCAGUACGUCGAGCACGUCGACGUGCUGAACCAUUUGUACAUCGUCAUGGAAUUUGUUCCUUGUGGCGACUUGCAGCAGCACCUAGCGGAGCAUGGCGCCCUCUCGGAGUCAGUGGCCAAGCAGAUGGCAUCGCAAGUCUUCGAUGCGCUGAGCUACCUUCACACCAAAAACAUCACCCAUCGCGAUAUCAAGCCGGACAAUAUCCUCAUUGCAACCCUGGAACACGACAAUUUUCAGAUCAAACUUUCCGACUUUGGACUUUCGAAGGUGGUCAAGGACAACGACACAUUCUUGAAGACGUUCUGCGGAACCUUGCUGUACUGCGCGCCGGAGGUUUUCCCUCACUACGAUGCACACGUCGCCGGUAAAGGCACCAAGCGACGCAAGGACACUCCUCCCACCAAGAACUUUCACAGUUACAGCCAAGCAGUCGACAUCUGGUCUUUUGGGGCUGUGUUGUGGUACUCACUCUGUCACAAACCUCCGUUCGAAGGCGUGGCCGAUAAGACCGGUCGCGGCAUGUUCGACAAGAUAAUGAUGACACCCUUGGACGCCGCAGAUUUGGUAAGGCAAGGGGUCACGGACGCCGCUGUUGCCUUGUUGGUGCAGAUGCUUAACACUGAUCCCGCCGCUCGUCCAUCCGCACAGUACUGCCUUCAACACGAGUGGUUUGGGCUUCCGCGGAAGUUCACUUGGAGUGCGCCACGACAACCGCUGCCCUUCUCCCAUCAACCGACCGGCUUGGGCGCGAUUGCUGAAGUGAACUCUCAAGCAGAAUUGGGUGCCAGUCAGGAAGAAGAUCUGAACAAGUUGAACAGUCAGUACAGUGAGGUCAGCCUUAACGAGUCUGACAUCAACUUUCUCGACCCACGACAGUCCAAACGCUUCAAAUCCAGUCACAUGGGAGACUAUCGAGAUGAGCAAGACCUCGAGUCGAGCGAUGAGAAGUACGGACACGUUCCUAUCAUUCUUGAGGAGGCUGAACACGACUUGGACCAUCCACCGGACGUUGCGCCGAGGUCUCAGAAGUUGUUCGGCGAAAUCAGUCAGACGAAUUUCGCGGCGUUGACGAAACCGCAGAACGAUGGCGCGUUGACUGGUGCAAGCUUGCCCAGCUCGGAGCAUCAGACAGCAUCUCCACAGAGUGUGACACAUGAAGACGGUAUUCACGACGAGUCCAUCCACCACUCUCAAGAAUUUGAGGGUUCUCCAAGCCUCUUCGGAGCGGAGAGCAUGGUGCGUGACAUGAACAUGGGAUCGACCUCAUCCGGUGCAUUUCGCGUCAACAAUGGCAGCGAAGCAGACGUGACCUCUCCAAAGACACCCGCGAGUGCCAAUGACCUCGAUGAAGAAGAUCCUUCGCAACCGACGCCACUGCCGGUCAAGCACUCGCAGACUCCGAAGCCGGCCUCUCAAGUGCCUUUCAGCCGCCAAAUCAACCUUCAGACGCCACCAUCGUUCUACUGGAAGGCUGACGACCCAAGCACGCACACGCUGGAAUACGCUUCGAAAGCUAGUGGCUUCGACUACACCACCGGCCAAAUGAUCGUCCCCGAUAGUCGCCAAGUGCAGCAUUUCGCGAACGAUGGCCAGUUUUCGAUGCCUGACAGUCAACAGGACGACGAUGAGCGAAUUGACAGCGCGCGGUCGCCGUUCUCAGACUCCGCCGACUACGUCCCACCAGCCCGCUAUGGGCGCCUUAUCUCCAUGCCCGGCUCCUUCGCGCACGAGACAAUCGCACUGGACGGCCAACGCACCAGCUGGGGUCGCGCACCCAACAACACUGUCAUCUAUCCCAACAAGGCCGAGACUCGCGUUCCCAAGCUAGCGUUUUGGAUCUUCUUUCACGCGCCGGGUAUUCAAGACUUGGACGAGGACGCCGACUUCUCCGACAUGCCGGGUCUGUACUGCGGGAUUAGCACCCACGCGAGUGCAGGACUGCAUAUCAAUGGGGUUCACUUGAAGAAAGGCGACGAGGGACAGUUGCUUUACGGACGACUGCACACCGGGGAUGAGGUGGAGGUGUGGCAGCCUGGACGGCCCGGCAAGGCGGGAUUGAAGUUCAAGGUGGAGCUGUUCUGUGGGGAGGGCAAGGUUCCGAGGAUGGAGGGUGAGGCGAGGUUCAGGGUGGUGAGG
Molecule: messenger RNA, 3066 nt
Organism: Zymoseptoria tritici IPO323
Lineage: Eukaryota; Fungi; Ascomycota; Dothideomycetes; Mycosphaerellales; Mycosphaerellaceae
Exons: 2
Biological process (GO): protein phosphorylation; meiotic recombination checkpoint signaling
Cellular component (GO): cytoplasm; nucleus
Molecular function (GO): ATP binding; protein binding; protein serine/threonine kinase activity
Source: RefSeq, a predicted model, not a curated record